Saccostrea echinata is the source of this 1506-nucleotide messenger RNA. RefSeq names its product sodium-dependent glucose transporter 1C-like. The record is from RefSeq and is a predicted model, not a curated record. The coding region runs from base 1 to 1506 and encodes 501 amino acids. The transcript has 3 exons. NCBI's taxonomy places the organism in Eukaryota, Metazoa, Mollusca, Bivalvia, Ostreida, Ostreidae.
AUGCAGAAGAUGGACGAUUCUGAUACCUUCAAAGCAAAGGCAGACCAUAAUGACCGUUCCAAUGACACAGAUUUAACUAUUUCCUGGGCUACUUUGAAGCAGGACAAAUUGUUUAAAAAUAAAUUCAUACUAACUCUGGCCUAUAUUGUGUCGUAUUUUGCUGAGGGAUGGAUCGAAGGUCAGUUUGGGCCAACUUUUCCCGAUCUUUUAUUCAUUACAAACACGUCAAUGAAACAAGGAUCCAUAUUCUUCAACAUGUACACGGCAGGUUUUCUUCUGGGCUGUGUCGUCAUGGGUUUACUGUUUGAUAAAGGAGUCUUGGACGGAAACCUUCUGACUUUUCUUACAACAAUGGGAUUUGGCAUCAUAAACGCAGUUAUACCAUGGUGUGGAUUAUAUGAGAUCAUGAUUAUCUUACAUAUACUAAAAGGAAUGUUUGGAGGCGGUUUGGACACGUGUGCAAAUGCAGCUCUAAUGGCCACAUGGGGAAAUAAAGGUGACAUUUUCUUCAAUGUCUUACAUUUUUCCUUUGCUUUUGGAGGGAUUUUAUCGCCGCUGUCUUCAGCACCCUAUGUCAUGUCACAGGAGGACAUCUACAGCUUCGACAACAAAAUCAUUUCAUGUACUUUAAAUAACAAUACAUAUGACCCCAUGAGUGCUCCAAAUUUGAACAAUUUCAGUGACGUUUUGUGUGUUAAAACUAUGGAAAAACAUCAAACAUCCCGAAUAUUUAUUCCAUAUUCCAUUUCAACUUGUCUUUGUAUCUUGACGUCAUUUCCUUUUCUUCUUUUCUUUAGAAUGUCUUUGCAAAAAAUUCUAGAUAAAGAAAAAGCAAAAGAAGAAAUUGAACAUACCAAGAGGUCACAAAAAAGAUUAAGAGUGGCAGGAUUCAUUAAUAUGACUGUUUAUGUAGGGGUUUACUAUGGAAUAGUGGACACGUUUGCAGGUUUCCUAACAACAUUUAUCGUGUCAGAAUUAAAAUGGACAAAUUCUGAAGGAAAUUACCUCACUUCAGGCCACUGGACAUUAUUUGCCGCUGCACGAUUUCUUGGAAUAUUCCUCGUUAACUGCAUAAGUCCUGUGAAAAUGAUAUUCAUCUACAAUUUGUUGAUGCUGAUUUCUCUUUUUGGUUUUCUAAUAACAUCAUUGUAUGACGUAACAAUAGGGAUUUGGUUGUUUACGUGCCUUCUAGGUUUCGCUCUGUCUGUGAUUUUUCCUACAGUCGUGAUGUGGACAGAAAUGAAAUUCGUACGUGUAACCGGAAAGGUAGCCUCCAUUUUCCUAGUAGCUGCUUCUAUCGGAAGCUCGGUAAAUCCUCCAGUUCUUGGGAUUUUAAUGGAAAACUUUACACCCAUGUGGUUCAGUUAUCUUUUACUUGCAGAAACAGUAGUUUUGAUUGUGUUGUAUUUCACGGGUUUGUCAAUAUCUAGAAGAAUUACUACUAAAGUUCCCUAUAUGGCGGAUCAAGAUCAUACCAUUAGCAUGUGUGAACAAUUUCAGGACUGA